UUGCCAGUUACCGUUUGUGAAUUUAAGUUAAACCUAAUCUUCCUUAUUAUUUUACAUUCAUCAAGUGUCGUAACUUGUUUGUGCCAAGGAUAAAGCUCCCGAGUUACCCUUUGAAGUCUCACAGGAAGCUAGGAGCCCAAACAAAAGGUGUGUAAUGUUUUGAAGAAAUUUAAAAAAAAAGAAAAGCCCGACCGAUGUUUUGGUAAGCCAGUAUUAUUGCCCGGUAUUGGUCAGUUGCAGAGACUAAAACUUCCGGUCUUCGUGGUAAUUUUUAAAGCACAUCACUGACACAAUAAUAAACAGUAGGAACCAAAUCUAAUCGUUUUCAAUGUUAAGUAACUCUAACUGUAUUUACAAUUCGUUUUUUUAGAAUUUUUUUAUUUAACUCCCUAACAAUCUGUACAUAAAACCCUGUACCCUGACAUAAAUGAAUGAACAAAAUGUUUUCGAAAUGCAUACAAACAGAAUUUACAGGAUAGAGGGAAAUAGCUGCAGAAAAUUAAUAAAAUAUGUGCAAACAUCCAUGGAAAUACAGUUUGUAAGGCAAACACUGAGCAUGCACAAUUCUUAUGAGCUUGAACGUCAACAUUUGGUAUGACAACCUUUAUUCUGCAACACAGAAUAAGCAAAAAAAAAUAAUAUGACAAGUUUUUUUUGGCUAACAGCAGUUUGAGAAUCAACUUGUCAGGGUAAAAUACCAUUUCUACCUGCUAAAUUCAACCAAUAAAAUGAUCAUGUGUUUUUGCAACAGGCUGCUAGUAACAAAGUGCCUAAAGACGCAAUUUAAUAGAAGGUAAAGUAAAGUGAGAUUUUAUUACAGGGGCAACAAUCUCUGCAUCGAUGUCAAGAAAGCAAUAAAGGUUAAUAAAAGGAGGUCACUGGAAGUGAAAGGGGUAAUUCAUGAUGGAUGGCAAACACAAAAGGACACAAUCCUGUAAAGUUUAUUUUCACACAUGCUCAAAACAGCAAUUGUUCUUUUAUUUUUAAGCUUUUUUUCUCACUUGCCUUUUAACAAAGCAAAGUAAACACACCUGUGCUUUAACCUAUCCAGGCCAGUGACACCACCUCUCACCUACAAAUAAGACUAUCCACAGAUGUUUCCAUCACUUCACCAUGGAUCACAUCAGAGUUGGCAUCCUUGCUAUUUUUUUGCAGUGUUUUAUCACAAAGAGCGCAUUUUUCAUUCAGAAACAAGAAUGGAUUCAAACUUCUGCAGCAAGAUUAACAGAAGAUGUGGUUUGCUUUCCUGAAUACAUGGAGAUGUGGAUGCACAGUGUAAGAAUUGAGGAGUUCAGGGUCUGGCUGUCGAGGGCGCUAAGUAUCCAAGCCAACCUUGGAUCUCUGGACCACCUGAAUCUCCAGCUGUCUGCCUGUGGAUUCUCACUGCAAAACGACCCCGACGAUAACUACGUUUUUAGAGUCAGCUACACCGGGUGUUUUGUUCGGCAGCAGAAUGGCUUUAAUGUCUUAACAUUAAAUUUGGUGCGGAGGAUGAAUCGAUUUGGAAGCCAGCAUCACAGUUUCACGAUGAAGUGCCCUGUGAUGUCUGUGGUGCAAAGCAGAGAGCAAAUCCACUGUGACCCUGAAUAUGUUCAGGUGAUCAGAGAAAUUCCCUAUGGAAACUGGGAUAAUGAGCUGCAGUGGUCGCUGUGUCUGGACGAUCACCUCCUUGUAGCUCUGGAGGAUGCCAGCUUGAUUCAGAUGAACAUUGAUGUGAAUGUAACAGACAUAAGAGUUCAGGGCAGGAGGAGGGAGAUCUUAAGGCCUGUCAACGUGAGACUUCACACAGCAUUAUGCCACCUAGUGACUAUUGUUAGUAUUACAACUGAAAUGUACUCAAUUACUGUUUGGUUAAUACAGAUAAUGGAAAAUGAAGGGGAAUUUUUGGAUUUGAAGCUGGUCAGAGACAGAUAUGCCUACAGUAUGGAAGCAACUUGUCCAAAAGUGAACGCAUCCACGGCAGACAAGACUGUGCUGCACAUCCUCAAACGCCGAAUGGGUUUGACCAGAAGAGGCACCGAUCACAAUGAAGCACUAACACUCAGUGACCUGUCAGUUAUCCAGACAGUUACUUUCACAGUGCAUGAGACGAGUGAAUUUGUAACUCUGUCCAUUCCCACAGCCCAAAUACUCCAGACAAAGCCCUGCACAGAUGACAACCGGCUCCUGCAGCCGUUCUACAGGGUGGAUGCUGUGCUCACCUUCAGAGAGACAAAUCACAAAAUGCACUGGACCAUGGAGAGCACGCUGCCAUGCAUAGCGGCACCUAAAAACACAUCAUCACAUGUCACAUCUUCUCCUGGCCCAAACAACAUAAGCCCGUCCACACUCGACUCUACACGUGAGACUGUAACUACGGACGAGCCUUUGCCCGACCUCGUCACCAUCCCAGAAGAAAACCUAAAAGAGAGAGAUUCGUUCAAGCCUGCAAAGUUUCCCACAACUAACCUUCCUCACAUGCUGAGAGAGGGCCGCAGUUUUAAUAUCCACGCUGACGAGAUAAUAAGGGACGAUGUGUCUACUUCAGUGUUGGAUAAUGGCACCAGUAUCGACAUUAACGCGAAUACAACUAGUUUAUUUGAUUUUCUACAUGCAGCUACAAAUGUUUCUGUAGAGUCAGACUUGCUUACGUCAGCAGCCACAGCCCAAACACCACAUAUGUCUCUUACCACGCUGGCUCAGCCUGAUGAAGAGUACCAGGAACUCAACACAACCUGUAGUAAUGAACAACAGCAAAAGGAGAAAAAACUGCAGUGGAUUUGGUAGGAUUAGAUUUAUUUAUUUAGUUAAGUCAAAUUAUUCUUCAAGUAAUAUAUCUUAAUUACUUUAAGGCCUAUUUUACUCCUUUUCCUUUUAAACCCAACUGGUACCACAUACAUCUGUUUGCAGUCAUGAAAGGUGACGCAGUGGUCAGUGAAGGCUGAUUAUACAGUGCAAGCAGAAUUACCGUCAGACCUCUGCCAGCUAUUGCCUCAGGGUGGACAUUAUCCAGACUCAGACAAAGGCAGGCGUUAAAUAAACACGUCUCUUUCCGAGCAGCAAAACAGGCUGAUGAAGAGAAGACCUCGUGUUAGCUGAUGCCACCUUUCAGAGCAACUUGAACUCAAAUCACAGAAAGUCAUAAUAAAAGCUCACAGAUUGCUUGUCAGCGGUCAUUCUAAGAUUCUUAGAUGGUAGAAUCAAUUUUAUGUGUUAAAAGCUGUUUUCUUUUCAACAACAGAUCAAAUUUAGCUUCUGAUUUACUGUAAUGUCAGCUGUAGCUGUCGCUCCCCUCGUUGCAGUACGCUAAACCAACAGCAGAGGGCACUCUCCAACAUGUUUUCAGUAGACUCCUGAUGGGUCACAGCCUGCCUCCAGAUGCUCUUUUCCAAAUUAAGCAGUUUGACCUUUUUUUUUUAAAUUUUUGUUUUUUAAAGUAAACCUAGAUUCAGUGCUAGUUGUUUUUUUGUGUGUGCACAAUUAAAUGAACUUUAUUCAUCAUAAGAUAACUCUUGAAAAUCCAAUAUGCAGUAUAGAAGGGGGGGUUAAAUUUAUUCACUUGAGUGCUUUAAAUGUAACACCCAUACAGAAUUACUGGUAUAGAUCAAAAUAGCUGAAGAGGUUUCGUUUUUGUCCCACUGCUUUUUCUUUUUUUCACCUUUGUUAUUGUGACCUCCCGGUAUGCACCAAAGCGUCUCUAAAUGAUAACCGUGCGGUGUUGCGCAGUUACAUGCAUCAUAUACAACGGUCUGUGGGGCAGAAAAUCUAAACUUCCUUGUGCCUUUGGUUCCCAUCUGCUCAGUGAACUUAUGAGCAGGAAAUGGAAUAAGUGGUGCAAAAAGCAUGCCAACAUCCCCGGUUCUUUCAUGUGGCCUCUCUCGGCCAUUAGCCUAUCUGUAUCGACUGUUAACUGUCUUUACAAAGUUAAAAAUCCCUUUCAUGUUUCACUGUUUCUUUUUUGUUUUAAUUUCAGUCAGAGCAUAUGGUUUGCACAUCUGGGAUAUGCUAAGCGUGGUGGCACCCCCCCACCCCCUCCCCCCAAUACACACACAUAUACACACGAACACACACACACAGACUCUGUGAAGUGAUCCAUAUAUGGUCUUCAUUGUUAUUGCUCAUAAUCACUCAUCAUUAUUAUAAACAAGUUCU
This is a messenger RNA of Haplochromis burtoni (Burton's mouthbrooder), 4131 nucleotides long. RefSeq names its product chromosome unknown C1orf127 homolog (gene ciroz). The coding region runs from base 1114 to 2766 and encodes 550 amino acids. The record is from RefSeq and is a predicted model, not a curated record. The transcript has 10 exons. NCBI's taxonomy places the organism in Eukaryota, Metazoa, Chordata, Actinopteri, Cichliformes, Cichlidae.